UUCUCCGACUUCUCAGAGGGAUGCUAAUGGCGUUACCUAGUUGAUACCUGUUCUUGCUCGACCCUUUUACCACAGAUGACCUUUAAUUUUCCAGACACUUGGUUCUUUGUUGGAGAAUGAGAAAGUACUUCAGAAGCCUGCAACCCCUUACCCGGUGUCAGCUUACUUUCCGCGCCCCAUUCAAGAGACCGCCUACGUGUGAGGCUCAGAUUGCACAGCCACCUAGGGGCUGCAGGGGCCUGUGAGUUAUCAUUUGGUAUGGAAGGAGAUGAGUUCUUUGGAGAAAAAACAUUUCAGCAUUAUUGUACAGAAUUCAUUAAGCAUUCACAGCAGAUAGGAGAUGGUUGGGAAUGGAGAACUUCAAAGGACUGUUCUGAUGGCUAUAUGUGCAAAACAUCUUUUCAAAUUAAAAAUGGGACCGUGAUGUCACAUCCAGAAAUAUCAGCUCACGUAGAGACUUGUCUUUCCAUGGAGGAAGCUUUAGAUUCACCCGUGGAUGAUUUUGAAGUGACUGAGCCUACAGCAGCAACUGAAGUGAUUAAAUAUGAGUAUCAUGUCUUAUAUUCCUGUAGCUACCAAGUGCCUGUGCUUUACUUCAGGGCAAGCUUUUUAGAUGGAAGACCUUUAACUCUGAAGGACAUCUGGGAAGGAGUCCAUGAGUGCUAUAAGACACGGCUGCUGCAGGGGCCUUGGGACACCAUUACCCAACAGGAGCAUCCAAUACUUGGGCAACCAUUUUUUGUACUUCAUCCCUGCAAGACAAAUGAAUUCAUGGCUCCCGUGUUAAAGAAUUCUCGGAAAAUCAAUAGGAACACCAACUACGUUACCUCAUGGCUGAGCAUUAUCGGGCCAGUUGUUGGGCUGAAUCUACCUCUGAGUUAUGCGAAAGCAGCUACUCAAGAUGAAUGAAAUAUUGACUGACCAGGUACAAUGAAAAACUAAUUGACACGUUUGCCGUUGCAAAGAUCACAACAAUGUCUCUGAUGCUCGUGGACAUGUCAUCCUUGCUGGCCCCACCAGAUAUCAAGCUCACUUUCAUCUUUUACAGACUGAACACUGACUUGUGUUUUUAGUUUUCCAACCAACCAGUGCCCAAUAAUUUAAAAGAUUUAACUUUACUACAAUAGUAGUUACCCAACUACCGAACUGGAUGGUUUUAUUUUAGAACUGAUAUUCUUGAAUAAGUCUUUACUGCUCAGUUAACCUUCUUUUAUUCUCUAGCCUUUUGUUUUGUUUAUAUUCUUCUAUUGAGUCCAAUGAACAUAGAAAUAGCAAGAAGAAAACUGAGUUUAUGUGGUGACCCUGGUUUAGUACCAACACCCUGUGAUAUUUCAGCACAUCAAGAUUUUGACAUGGAUUUUUUUUAAUCCCUUGAUAGCAACUGACAUACUAUGUAUAUUGAAAGGAAAUAUCUCAAAGACACAAAUCACUAUAAAUGGCAAAAAAUUGAGUCUAACUCAAUUAUAGAACUACAGACACCACUAAAGUACUACCAGGUCAUUCUUUUCUGGACCAAACAAAAUAUCCCCUUUUCUGAUAUGAAGAUUGAUGGAGAAAUAGAUAUCUGUGCUCAUUUUAAUGUAAGUUGUGUGGAAAUUAUAGUAAAAUAUAAGAUUUACAUGUCACUGAAAGCUAAUGUCAUAAACAUGAUCUAUCUUACAUUAUUCUCCCACAAUCAGACUCAGGGAUGAUAGAUUAUUCAUUCUUUUUUAAUUUAAAUGUGUGUUUGUAGAUAGAUAGGGAGGUAGAGAAUAAAGAAAACAAGUAUAGGAGAUAGUGUAUAAAAAUAAAAAGUGAGAUAAUGUAUUUUUGUAAGCAAAGUGUAGCAGUAAGGUAUUAAGAUGAACCUGAUCUGGGAGAGUUUUUUGUUCAGGGCUGCUUACUUAGUUUUUCAUUUUAACUUGCCAGGGGCUGAAAAUGUAUGAGAAAAAUGUAAUUGGCUCUUCAGAGAAUCUAGAUUAGUGCCUGUCAGUGAAGGAUGUACUUUGGAAUUACCUGAGGAUCUUUUACAACUACAAAUGCUGAGAGCCACCUUCAGAUGCAGCCUCACUGCAGUGAUUCUGAAGCACAAGCUUCUGAAAGAUCUCUGGUCUGAAAGUACUUUUAUUGUGGGAAUUAUUUGUGUGAUUUGGGUCAACAUAGCAGCGUUUUCCAAUUCUAUGUGCAACUCUGGAAAACUGGACUGAUUUCUUCGCCCUGAGAUCCUAGAGAGGAAGGAAUUCUAGGACUGGAGAGGCAGCCUGUGGGAGAAGCUGUUAGUUUAAGGGAUUAUCUGCUGGUGAAUCUGACAGCACUCACUUCCAGCCAGUUGGUUAAGGGCUGGACUCUCACAGAGAAGAGUAGUGGAGAAAGAGUUAAUUCAAACUGCUAGAAAAGCUAAAAGUAAAUUUUAAAAUGCUGAGCUGCAUAUAUUCAUGCCGGGCUGUGAGCCUGCUUACAUGCUUGCUGGGCAUUUUGGUAUUUACCACUUAACAUCUUUUCAACUUCUGCAAGGGAUUUCUCCCCCUCCCCUUCUCUUUAAUGUAAACACAGAUUUCUCAGCAAGUCCUUUCUCAAACCUUGUCUUAUCUGCUGCUAAAUAAUAAUAAUAAUAAUAAUAAUAAUAAUGUGUCAUCCAGAUGAUACACUCAUUUGGAAAUAUUAAUUACAAUUUGGUAACAGACUCUGAGAUGAUAGUUUGUGGUCAGCAUGUAGUUGUUUUUAAAAGUGAAUUUUUUUUUCUUUGGUUGAUGAAGACCUGAAAAUUCAUCAGUGGCAGACAAAAGUUCAUAUUGCCCCUGUAGGCUAUAGAGAUGUCUCCCCAGAUAGUAUAGACAUCCCCCCAGAUUAGAUUCCCUCUCCUCAAGUUACUGUUUCUUUUCAGAAUGUUUUUUACUUAAAAAAAUUAAAAUUCUUGAUUAAAAUGUGAAAAAUAUUUCCAGUUUUGAGAAUGCACUUAUACAACAGACUAUUAUCCCAACAGUUAUAAAAUAUUAAAAAAUAUUUUGUUUUUUCAAAGAAACGCUUCUUUCUCUGCAAUAGGAGGAUUUUUCCCUCCAGGUUUCCCAUCCAGUUAAUAUAAUGCAAAGCCCCUUUCAGUCAGAAAUAAGGCUGGUUAAAGCUCCUGCCAGCCAGUCUCCUGAGCUCUACUUUUGUGUGACCUUGGAAAAAUUAUUUCACCUCUUUGGUCCUCAAUUUCAUCAUUUACAAAAUGAGGAAAUUCAACUGUGAUUUGUGAGGCCCACUUCAAUCCUUGGACCUUUGGAAUAGUGACUGUACCAAAGACGUAGCUGAGUCUGGCUAGCUGUGCUAUAUCACUUGGGCUAAUGCUCUUCAUGUCCUUUUAUCUGUUACCAUUUUUAUGAGUAAGAAGCACACAAUACCUAUCCUGCUUAAAGGCACAGAGAAGCUCACAAUGGUUGGUACAUCUGAGUGUGCUUCAGCACCAACACAAUGCCCCGCAGAAUCUGGAUCAUGGACAAUGGGCCCCUGCUCCUGCCGGGACCUCCUUUUGUGUCCAGCUGCUCCCAGAUGCAAAUGGAGAUCAGGCAGAUCUUCUCUGCCGUGUCCUUCUCUGACUGUCGCUCAUGCCACUUCCCACUUUGAGAUUCUUCCUUCCCCAUGCCUCUACCCGGCUCUCCACCUAGUCCAUAGGAGUCCCUCUUCAAGAAAGCCAUCUCCAACCACUAGCACCCAAUUGUCAACCUCCCCCUUUCAUUUUUCAUGGUGCUUAGUCAUAUUAGCAUUUAAUUGUCUUUUUUUUUAAUUCUUUUUUAUUUUAUAUAUUUCUUACAUCAUUUUUCAUUUUUGCAGAAUGUAUGCAUUUUCAUCUUGGUUAUAGUCCCCAUACAAUUCCCACCCCCCUUGUUUUGAUCCUGCUCCCUUCUCUCUCCCCUGCAGUGUGUCCCUGGUUUAUAGUUGCUUGUUAAUUUUGAUUUUUACUUUAUUAUAAUUAGUCUUUUGCUUUCACUUCUUCUCCUUAAUAAUGGAUAGUAUGUAUACUUAAAGUGAUGACCCACUUUUGGGGACUAUGUAGUGUUUCUAUAUAUUUAUUUAUUUAUGCAUACGGAAACUGGAGAAUAGGUCAGAGGUACAGGGGGUGAGAAGAUUCACCAGAGACAGAGUGGGGAGCAGAACAGGCAGGUCUGCUGAGAUACACUGCUGAGGGGAGCAGCAGGCGAGUCAGGAGAGGUCUGCUGCGUCAUGUGGGUAGCUCCCUGGCUGGGGAUGGACUCAGGCCUCAGUGGCUGGUGACAACUUGAUAGUACUGAGACUUUAACCCUGUGCCACCAGGAGACCCUGGGGACUGUGUUUUAUAGCAUAGUAAGGUGGCAUACAUAGAAGAGUUGGUAUCUGCCCCUUGUAAUCUAUCCAGGGAAAACUUUCCAGUCUGGGGAGUUCAGUGGGUGGGCUAGUUCUUUGAGCCACCACUGCAAGGGUCGGAAGCUGUGUUGAUCCCUGGGUGCUAGUCUAUAAUACGAAAAUGUAUUAAAGAGGAAAAAAAGAGUUAAACUGGUCUUUUGCAUCUGUUCUCCUAAGAUAUUAUUUUUAUUCAUCCUCAAGAUAUUAGAAAUAGAGAUCUGUAUUGUCAGAGUCAGCUCUUAUAUAAUUCAUAGAGCUGAUAUUCCAAUGAGUUGAGGGUUAUUUUAGGAUUAAAACUUGAGGGUAAGAAUAUGCAAAUAUUCUCUUCUGUGGAUACUGAACUACUGUCAUGUACUGAACCUGAGGUUAGGUGAUAGGCAGAGCAGGUGUGACCCUGCUCUCAGGAAUGCCUCAGUGCAUUGGAGAAACUGACAGGUGAGGAUGGGGGCUGGAGAAUGCUCGUCAUGGCAGAGGUGUGGAAAGCAUGCACUAUGAAGGCUUGCACAAGAGAGAUGUGAGUGCAGUCAGAAAAACUCAGGUUUUAGCCUGUUCAAGAAUGAAGAAAGGGGGUCUUCCCGGUGGUGCAGCGGUUGAGCGCUGGGCUGCAAAGCUGCCUGCAGACUCUGUAGCACCAGUUCGAUCCCCAGCUGUAGGCGAGGGUCCCACAUGGCGCAGCAGACCUCUCCUGCUGCACCCGCUGCUCCCUCAGCAGUGUAUUUCAUCAGUAUGCCUGUUCUGCUCCCUGCUCUGGCUCUGGUGAAUUCUCUCACCCUCCCGCUCUUCUAACUGUACCCAAUGCUUGUAUAAAUAAAUAAAUAAAUCUUUUAAAAAAAAGAAUGAAGAAAGACCCUGCACACACAAAUAUAUACUUUAUAUAUAUUACAUAUAUAAUUUGUAUAAAAGGAUGUGUCUUGUGUUAUAAUAUAAAUGUAUCUCUAACUCCAAGCAAGCGUCAGAAGCUUGAAAAUUAGAAUAAAUAAACUCUCUUCCAAUUCUGUGAUCCUCUAGUUCUUCUGACUGCUGCUGACCAAUAUAUUGCUAAAGGUUGUUCUAGAAGGAGAUAAGAAGUAGUUUAUUAUUUCUUCCCAUAAUGCUGAGCUACUUUCAUGUGAACAUAAGUCCCUGCAGAAGCCCCUCUGGAUUUUUAUAGGGCUUGUGUACAAAAGUGUUUUAACAUUUUUAUUCUUAAAUAUGGUGGUCUUUCAAGCAAUGCUGUAAUAGAGAGCCCUUACAUUAACUUUUGUGCUGUCAAUAGCGGCACCUAGUGGUAAAGAAGCCCUAAUGCAAGGAUCUUGUAUUUCGACAAUUAGAGCUGAAGUGAUUUUAGAGAUUACCCAGUCCUAUUUCGUAAAUUAUUAAAAACAAGCUGAAAUCUUAAAUGUAUUUCUACAUUAAAAUAUACUUUAUAUGAGAAUGAAUAAAGUUAAUGGCUGCGUGGUAAUUUCUGGAAUUACUUUCCAAAGAACCAGAAAUCACUAUUGUAACUAUGAGGCAGAAAUAUAAAAAAGCAUGCCGUUGGGUUAACAAUAUACCAUAAUGCAGAAUAUCCUGAACCUUUGGUGAGUUGUUAUUUACACAUGCAUGUCAGAUCUCAGACUUUAUCAUGGUGUCUGGUACUUGGUAACACUCAAUAAAUCUCUGUGGAUAUUUGAGUAUGUGGGUGACACCUGAGCAUGGCUUCCCCGCGGUCUCUUUUCUGCAGACAGCAGGGAAUGGGCCCACUCUCCUCUUUCUGGAAUUUCCACCCAUUCUGUCUUUUCAGAAGCUUUCUUUUCCAACAUCAACAACAAAGAGGAUAGGUUCAGAGAGGCCCUUUCCUAAUGUUAAUAGGGAAGUAGCUAAAUAAAACAUGGUCCUUCACAGUGGUUAAGGGGAAUGAAUUCAAUAUCUAUGGAACAAAACAGGCAGAUCUCAUAAAUUGUUGAGCUAGGAUAGGAAACAAAUACUAGAUGCUAGCUGGCUGUGCCGCCCAUUAAACACUACAUCAGAACUACACCAAUCCCAUACAUUUUCUACAGUACAUAUACAGUAUAGGUGUUAAAAACAUAAAACAUGAUCAAGAAUGAGAGUGACACAUGGGAAAUUGGCUUAGAAGUGACUCUGGAUUAGAAGAGAAAUUGGAUUAGAAGUGACUUCUGUAUUAAAGAAGACUGAUUCUUAUGUAAUGCUACAUUUUUUUAUCCUUGCAAUGUGAAACUAAAAAUUCAUUUAAAAAAAUUUUAGUCCUCAUAAAUAUAUCACCUAAACACAACUAUAGUUAAAUUUUUAUGAAUUGCAAUAAACACUGUUAUGUGUAUCUUCAUACUAGUUUAAACAUAUUUACUAGGAUAUAUAUGUCUUAAUAAAUAAAUAAAUACACGUGGUUUAUACCUCCGGAUUUUUUCCACCUUAUAUUUUGAAUAUUUUCCUGUAUUAUUUAGUCUUCGUAGAAAAAAGAAACUUAAAAUGACUGGGAUAUCUUCUGUAUCACAUUGUACCAAGUAAUUAUCUUAUUAUUGGACUUUUAGGAUGCUUUGAAGUCUUUGCUAUUCAUUUAGCAUACAUUCAUUGAGCCCUUGCUUCAAAGAUCAAGAUCUAUGCUUGGGAAGGUGAUCAGGAGUGCAAAUGAAAUCCCUCCCUUGAAUAGCUUGUAGAAUGUAGUAUAGUGAAAAAAUGUAUGUAGAAGCAGUUACUGGCAUUUGUUUCUUUUGGUUAUACUGGUACUAAGGGAAUUAACAGAUCAAAGAAUAUGGGAUGUUCUUAUGACUUAAGAUUCACUUUGCUAAAUUGUUCACUACUAAGGUGAUACUAAUUUACAUUCCCUGCAGCAAUCAGUGUUUUACUAUUUCCUAAAUUCUUUUAAAAUAAUUUUAUUUUAGUUUGCUUUUAUUAUUGAAUUGGACAUUUUUCUCUGUCAUGCUAAAAUAUGCAAGGAUUCUCAGCUUCAUUUCUUCCUGAUAGGUUAUGCAUUUCUCAGCACUGCUAGAUUUGGUUUCCUCAGCUCCUUCAUUGUCCACACCAUUACCCUGAGUCUCCAUCCUGCUCCUCUUGCAGCUGACUGUCCAUGUACUGGCUCGAGUACAGAUGGGAGAGCAUGGCAGUUAAACAAUUAAGAUGUGUGUGUAAUUAAAAUUUUAUUACGGAAAAGUGCAUACAUCCUUAAAAGUAAAGCAAGUUGUACAAUGAGCCCUCACAUACUUAUACAUCAGAAUUAGAGUUACUAAGAUUUUUCCCAUAUUUGUUUCAUUUAACCUUUCUUUAUGUUUGCUCAUAUAUUUCAAAGUAAAAGGUAGACAUUAUGUCAUUUGUUUCUACAGGUGCAUAGUGAACAUUUUUUUUCAAUCUGUCAGUUACUCCAAUCUUAGAUAUAAAAAUGUCUUUGGGUUUUUGUCCUCUGUUUUUACUCCUGAGUGUGGGACUUCACACCUUUCAGAUUCAGCAUUGGCCAGUGAUGCUGGGGCUUUUCUCUAAAGUUGGGAGCUGUUCCAUAGUUAGGUCAGCAGGAGCCAUCAAAGCAGAAUGUGACGUGCAUUUUGCAGGUUCUGUGGCCUGGUUCAUCCACUCCCAGUUCUUACUACAUUGGGGACAUGUCAUUAACCAUGUCAAAUCAUAGGUGACUUCUUGUAAAUGUUCUCAGCUGUGAUCAAAGGAAAAAUAUGUAUUAUGUCACUAAGUCUGCUCACUGUUGUACAGAUUUAAAUAGUCACUAGUUUCUUGGGAAGGAACCCCCUUGAAAAUCUGAAAAAUGUAUAGAAACCAUUUUAUAAAAAAUACAUGUGUGUUUAUAUGUUUAUGUGUGUACAUACACAUAUAGCUGGUUGUUACAUAUAUAUAUUUAUAUUUAUAUCAGAAAAUUCUGCAUAUAGUUUUAGGAGGUUCCUAAACCAUCUAAAAUCUAGUUCAAAUUCUGAAUCAAGAAUCAUCAUCAAUAAAUCCCAUGUACAGUUGCUUUCUUAUAUUGCACACACACACACACACACACACACACACAGCUAUAUUAUGUCAUGAGCAAGAGGAAGAGAGGCAUAGUGAUUGGGGAAAAAACUAGUUCAUCAUCAACAUAAGCUACAGAAUGAACAAGAGCAGUUACUUAAUACUAGAAUUAAGAUCCUAAAAAAAAAUACUUUGAAUCUAUUGGGGACGAACAUAAGGAAAAAGUGGCCCAAUUUACCUGUCAUGCUAAAAUACGCAAGGAUUCUCAGCAAAGAAUCUCUUGUUCUCACAAACAACAGAGCACCUGAAGCUUUCUAGCUAUAUAGAAAACUAUAGCUUACUAUGUACAGAACAAAUUCACAAAAUCAUUAGAGAAAAAAGAUAUAGGACAACAAUCUACUUCAUAUCACUGUUUCUAAAUAGGUGUUAAUAAGGUAACAUGUUCUAACAAGUAACAUUUCUUUCAACUGCCAUCAGCUGUGAUUGAAAUAAAAAACUAUUAAAACUGUGGCCUACUCUGCUCACUAUUGUAGAAAUUUAAACAUUACCUGGUUGGCAAAGAGUUAAAGAAGCAUUAUAAUAUAUGUAUUCACUAUAAACUUAUUUGAAAAUGUUGGUGUGCUCAGUGUGUCCUAUAAUUUUAAACCAGCCAAGUAAUAGGAACCCUGUUCUCUUUCCUAUUAACCACAGUAAAAGCAGUUUUAGAAAGCUUGAGUUAAACGAAAUGUUCACACUGUGAGUGAAUGAAAGAAUGAAAUCCAUGUCGAUAACUUAUUACCACAUAUAAUC
This is a messenger RNA of Talpa occidentalis (Iberian mole), 9042 nucleotides long. It is a transcript of the gene ATG10, whose product is annotated as autophagy related 10. Gene Ontology annotation, molecular function: Atg12 transferase activity. Bases 259 to 909 code for a protein of 216 amino acids. Gene Ontology annotation, cellular component: intracellular anatomical structure. The transcript has 7 exons. The record is from RefSeq and is a predicted model, not a curated record. Gene Ontology annotation, biological process: protein lipidation; protein modification by small protein conjugation; macroautophagy. Lineage: Eukaryota; Metazoa; Chordata; Mammalia; Eulipotyphla; Talpidae.